AUGAAUCAAUACGUCGCGUCGUCACUCACUGCCCUCUACUACCUCAUAUAUCCCCUCUACUUUCUACUUUGCUUCAUCGCCCUGACCGCAAAGGCUCUUCUCUCGCCAAUCACAGCCCUGCUGCUUUUCCUGCUACAGCCACUGGUCCUCUUCGCUCACCUGCUUGUGACUUGCGCUCUUGUUCCUCUUCGACUCUUGCAGAAAUUCGAGGUCAUUCUACCCCAGCUCUUUGCUCGCUACCCCACAUGCUCCUCUAUUAAUAUGCUGACUAUUGCCAAGACACUCUACAUCUAUCUGGGUGUCGCCUCUAUCACAGGCAUCUCGUGUGGCUUGCUGUUGCAUUUUGUCUAUUCCUUUUUGCACUCCAACUUGCACCUCGCUUCUGAGCCUGUCGUGAGGGGUCCUACAUCAAAGCAAUAUCGUGCUUCUCCAAGGCGCAAAGACAUGUAUCAUUCAGACCCUAUGUUUUCACCCGCCUUGUCUGUGACCAGUGUACUCGAUACACCGGGUGCAGGCAGAUAUGGUCUGCUGGCUCAAACCAUUCACGAGGAGGACUCGGAUUUCUGA
Messenger RNA from Aureobasidium namibiae CBS 147.97, 567 nucleotides. RefSeq lists its product as uncharacterized. The record is from RefSeq and is a predicted model, not a curated record. Lineage: Eukaryota; Fungi; Ascomycota; Dothideomycetes; Dothideales; Saccotheciaceae. The coding region runs from base 1 to 567 and encodes 188 amino acids. The transcript has a single exon.